AUGCAGGACACUACGGGCAAGGAGGACAAAGAAAACUACUCCAGCCUGCAGGAGAUCACAGAGGAGCCACAACCUGGAGGGAACAGAUCCGUCCUCAAACACAGAAGUGGCUCCCAGGGACUGAAGCGGGGCAUUCAGUAUUUGAGGAGUCGGCCUGCUCUCCUGAUGCGUAUUGGCUUUUUGGCCUCUGUCUGUGCCAAUAUUAUCCUCACUGUGCUCUUGAUUGGCAGGCAGGCACCAGGUGUCCCCCCUCCUCUGCAUGCGUCUGUGGUUUUGAAACGGAACUCUGAGCAGAGAUGUUACAUCCGGCUCUGUGAGGAGGACUGCACCGCCCUGGGACAGCACUGCUCAAAGACAGUCAAGCGGUGUAGGGAGUGUCCAGAGGGAUGGCUCCACGUUGGGGAUCAGUGUUACUACUUCAGCAAGGACAAGCUGGACUGGCUGGAAAGCAGAGAGGGAAAUCAUCUUACCAUACUGCACAGCAAGCAGCAGCAUGAGAGUUUAGAGGAAAACUAAAGACACAAGGGUGGGUUGUGUCCAAACUUUUGGCUGAGAAUCUCAGACUUAGAGAAUGAUGGAAACUGGAGAUGGUUGGACAACACAAUACUGCAACACAAGUACUGGGAUCAGUGGAGCUCAGAGCCAGGUAACCAUCAGUCAGGAGGAGAACAUGGCGAGGACUGUGCCACCUUAGACUGCCAUUCAAAGACAUGGUUUGAUGUCCCUUGUGAUCACAUAUACUACAAACAUAUCUGCCAGAUGGAUGCCAUUCAAUUAAAGAGAAUCUCCACACAACUGAAAAUACUGCACAGCUGGAAAGUCUGGUAA
Messenger RNA from Thunnus maccoyii (southern bluefin tuna), 828 nucleotides. RefSeq lists its product as uncharacterized. The record is from RefSeq and is a predicted model, not a curated record. Lineage: Eukaryota; Metazoa; Chordata; Actinopteri; Scombriformes; Scombridae.